Paramormyrops kingsleyae is the source of this 1605-nucleotide messenger RNA. It is a transcript of the gene barhl2, whose product is annotated as BarH-like homeobox 2. The record is from RefSeq and is a predicted model, not a curated record. Gene Ontology annotation, molecular function: DNA binding; DNA-binding transcription factor activity, RNA polymerase II-specific. Lineage: Eukaryota; Metazoa; Chordata; Actinopteri; Osteoglossiformes; Mormyridae. Gene Ontology annotation, biological process: regulation of DNA-templated transcription.
GUGGUGGCGAGCAGUUGCUCUUUAGAGUCUCUCCACACCUCAACUUAGCAAAAAAGUUAAAUACACAGAACAAAAGGACUUGGACUACAUCGGCUCACUGCGUGCCCCAGUCCACACCGAAUAGCAUCAUUCCUGGAGAGUCCACCUGAAAAGCAGAGCGAGAAACAGCUUCGUGCAAUUUAUUUGGUCAAUAUUAUUUAUGCAUUUUUCACUCGUAAUAUUACAGGCAACAUAAUACAAUCUGGCCACCAGGUUCUUCGGUGUUACUUCGUUUAAUUGUGUUUUUUUUUUUAAAAAAUAAUUAUUAUUUAAUGGGGAACUUCGGCAUUCUAAAAUUCGUAAUGAGGGCAAAAUAAGAAAAAAGAAGUAUUUUGGUUUUUUUUUCCUCACAAUGGAAGCGUCCAGCGGAUCGAGUUUUGGAAUAGACACUAUUUUGUCAAAUAGUACUGGCUGUGGGAGCCCAGUGCUGAUGAACGGAGAUUUUCGUCUGGGGGACAGCCGGAGCGCGGAUUUCAGGAGCCAGGGCAGCCCGUCACCAUGUUCGGAGAUAGACACUGUGGGAACUGCUCCGUCAUCCCCCAUUUCGGUCACCAUGGAGCACGCCGAAGCCCAUCUGCUCCAAGACAGCCUGCAGCAUCACCACCAACUUCACAAUCAGCAGCAGAGUUUGCAGCUUUCGCCGCAGCAGCAGCUCGGCGCUGCCGGCUCUGCCCCCAGGACAGCCACUUCGUCCUUCCUCAUCAAAGACAUUUUGGGGGACAGCAAACCGCUGGCCACAUGCGCGCCGUACAGCACCAGCGUGUCGUCGCCUCACCACACGCCGAAACUGGAGAACGUCGCGACGGACGGCUUCAGGCCAAAACUGGAGCAAGAUGACAGCAAGAGCAAACUGGACACAAGAGAUGACAUUCACGGCGACAUGAAAUGUAACGGGACGAAAGAGGAGGGCGAUCGAGAGAUUUCGAGCAGCCGAGAAAGUCCCCCGAUCCGCACCAAAAAACCACGAAAAGCACGCACAGCCUUCUCGGACAACCAGCUGAACCAGCUGGAGCGCAGCUUCGAGCGUCAGAAAUACCUCAGCGUGCAGGAUCGGAUGGACUUGGCCGCGGCGCUGAAUCUCACGGACACGCAGGUGAAGACGUGGUACCAGAACCGACGGACGAAGUGGAAGAGACAGACCGCAGUCGGAUUAGAGUUGCUUGCUGAAGCUGGAAAUUAUUCGGCUUUACAAAGAAUGUUUCCGUCGCCGUAUUUUUACCAUCCGAGUUUGUUGGGCACCAUGGACAGCACGACGGCCGCCGCUGCAGCCGCUGCGAUGUACAGCAGUAUGUAUCGGACUGCGCCGGCGCCGCACCCCGGCCUUCAGAGGCCCCUGGUUCCAAGGGUCCUCAUCCACGGUCUUGGGUCAGGGGGCCAACCUGCUUUGAAUCCGCUGGCUAACCCUAUUCCUGGCACGCCGCAUCCUCGGUAAAUCGAUCCAAUAGACACUAAUUCUCGUGUGGAGAGACGAACAGAAGUGAACAAAAACUGCGAAAUGACGACACGGCGACUAUGUUAAAAGAGGAUCAGAAAUGCUAUCUAUACUAUGGUUCAGUUCUCAAAAAA